Protomyces lactucae-debilis is the source of this 951-nucleotide messenger RNA. RefSeq lists its product as uncharacterized. Gene Ontology annotation, molecular function: DNA-directed DNA polymerase activity; DNA binding. Gene Ontology annotation, biological process: double-strand break repair via nonhomologous end joining. NCBI's taxonomy places the organism in Eukaryota, Fungi, Ascomycota, Taphrinomycetes, Taphrinales, Protomycetaceae. Gene Ontology annotation, cellular component: nucleus. The transcript has a single exon. The annotation marks the transcript as partial. The record is from RefSeq and is a predicted model, not a curated record.
CGCAACAAGUACGCCUGUCAGCGUCGCUCCCCCCUCAUCUGCCCAAAUCAGGCUCUGGUCGACUUACUGCGGAACUUGAAAUUGAAAUGGCAGAUUGAGGACGACGAGCGGCGUGUAAGAGCAUACAGUACCGCUAUCGCUAGUAUUAAAGCAUAUCCCAUCAAGAUCCAGACUGGGGAAGAAAUCAUGGAGCUUGAAGGAUGCGGCCCAAGCUUUCUCAAAAGAGUCUGCGAAUUCAUACAAAACGGAAGCAUCAAAGAAGUGAAUGAGGCGUGGCAGAGUGAGGCACUCUUGACCAAAUUCACAUUCUGGAACGUCCACGGCCUAGGAGCCAAAGGUAUCUCUCUUUGGUACAAUGAACGUGGCUACAGGAGCCUCAACGAUGCAAUUUCGAGCAAUUGGGAUGCCUUAACGCGUCCGCAGCAAAUUGGAGUCAAAUACUACGAUGAUUUUCUCCUUAUGAUCGAUCGCAGAGAAGUGGACAUCAUCGUCAAAAUUGUUCACGACGUCGCUCAAGAAGUAUUGGGUCAGUCUAGCCCAGUGAGUUCCACUUGUUGCGGUGGAUAUCGCAGAGGUAAGGCGCAAAGCGGAGACGUUGACGUUGUUCUGACGCAUGUAUCCAUAAAGGACACUGCCCAAGCCCUGAGAAGCAUUGUACAAAAGCUUGAAAGCACUUUGUUUGUCCAGGAAGUCAUCUCUGAGCGUCACGAACGAGACGGCAGUAAGCAGCACCUUUCAGGCUAUGCCGUGGGCUUGGUAGUUUGCAGAUUGCCGGAAGGCAUCGAGAAAGCCAAACAGAAGCUUCCUAUGCGGCGUUUGGAUAUCAUCGUCGCCCGACCAGAUAAUUACAUCUCGGCGAUUCUUGGGUGGUCAGGCUCCAUCACAUUCGAACGAGACUUACGUCUCCAUGCUCGCAAUACACUUGGCAUAAACUUUGAUUCUACCGGUCUC